Penicillium macrosclerotiorum is the source of this 1845-nucleotide messenger RNA. RefSeq names its product ER oxidoreductin. Gene Ontology annotation, cellular component: endoplasmic reticulum membrane; endoplasmic reticulum. Bases 1 to 1845 code for a protein of 614 amino acids. The transcript has 3 exons. Gene Ontology annotation, molecular function: protein-disulfide reductase activity; thiol oxidase activity; FAD binding. Lineage: Eukaryota; Fungi; Ascomycota; Eurotiomycetes; Eurotiales; Aspergillaceae. Gene Ontology annotation, biological process: protein folding in endoplasmic reticulum. The record is from RefSeq and is a predicted model, not a curated record.
AUGAGGUCCGCCGCAAAAAUUUUCUACACGGCAGUCUUUGCCUUUGUGAGCUUAGCAAACGCCGAGGGGCAUGGCUCCUCCGAAGUGGACCCGAUGAACAAAUGCGCUAUUGACCCAACGGCCAUGGUGUCUGAUGCGUGCGUCUCGUACGGUACCAUCAACAAACUAAACGACGAAAUCUAUACUCUUCUCCAAUCUAUCACCCUUGAAACCGACUUUUUCUCCUACUACCGAUUGAACCUCUUCAACAAAGAAUGCCCUUUUUGGUCGGACUCCAGCAGCAUGUGCGGCAACAUUGCUUGUUCUGUGAAUACCAUCGAAUCCGAAGAGGACAUACCCCUGGUCUGGCGCUCCGAGGAACUGAGUAAGUUGGAGGGCCCGAAAGCCAACCACCCGCCCCGUAAAGUCCAGGCGGAGCGUCCCAAAGAACGCCCACUCCAGGGCAUGCUUGGUGAGGGCGUUGGUGAGAGUUGUGUGGUCGAAUACGAUGAUGAAUGUGACGACCGGGACUAUUGCGUCCCCGAGGAUGAAGGCUCGACCGGCAAGGGAGACUAUGUGAGCCUGGUUGACAACCCGGAACGAUUCACUGGGUAUGCGGGAGCGGGUGCCCACCAAGUUUGGGACGCUGUCUACCGUGAGAAUUGCUUCAUGAAGCCCGUAGCCGAGGAGUUGGAGGAACAGUCCCUCAAUCUACCCAUGGGGGGUCUCCAAGCGGCUUCCGACUUCCGCAACGUGUUGCAGAAGGAGUCGCAGCGUCUCGACGGCUUGCCUUUGGACAAUGAGUGCCUGGAGAAGCGAGUCUUCCACCGCCUGAUUAGCGGGAUGCAUGCCUCAAUCUCCACGCAUCUGUGCUGGGACUACCUUAACCAGACCACGGGCGAGUGGCACCCCAACAUGCAGUGCUACAAGGACCGGCUACACAACCACCCGGAGCGCAUCUCAAACAUGUACUUCAACUACGCCCUGGUCUCGCGUGCCGUAGCCAAGCUGCGCAAGCACUUACAAGGGUAUACUUUCUGCACCAGUGACCCGGACCAGGAUAUCGAGACCAAGCAGAAGAUCAACCAACUGACUGACGUUCUCUCGCGCCCUCCUCAAAUCUUCGACGAGAACUUGAUGUUCCAAGACCCGAGCGCGGAGGGCCUCAAGGAGGACUUCCGUAACCGUUUCCGCAAUGUCAGCCGACUGAUGGACUGCGUGGGAUGCGACAAGUGCCGGCUCUGGGGCAAGCUGCAGGUGAAUGGAUAUGGAACCGCGCUCAAAGUCUUGUUUGAAUAUGAUGAGACCAAGAACGGCGAAAAUCCCCUCCUACGCCGCACGGAGCUGGUCUCCCUGAUCAACACUUUGGGCCGUAUCUCCCAUAGUCUGGCCGCAGCGCGCAGUUUUCACGAAGCCCUGGCCGCGGGACAGGAGAAUGCAUUCCCGCUCCGGCACUCUGCGCCCUCAACGCACACCCAUGUCGAAACCAAAGCUGAGGAUAAGCCCAAAAAGAAGCUCUUCCAUGACGGCAGUGGACGAUUCUACUAUGAGAACGAUGAGGACACGUAUAUCUACGGACGGGAGAAAAAAGAUCGAAUGCCCUGGGAACGCCCACCCCCAAAUCCCGACGCCAGCGCCUUGGAUGACAUCAAAACGGAGUGGGACAUGGUCUGGGGCACGACCAUGUACGUGUUGCGAAGCUGGGUCGAUAUUCCGCGCACCUUGCUGGAGAUCACCGUCUGGGAAGCCCAAAGAAUCUGGGCCUUCUGGUUAGGUCUGCCUGUGCCUCCUCGUCCCUGGAAGAUCCAGGUUCCUGGCUCAGAUGCUACUCGGCAUCCACCUGCCAACCCGCAUAGCGAACUAUAA